AUGUUUGCUGCUCGCCGCUUCACCGCCGCUGCUCCCCGCGCUCUCGGUGCUCAGUCUGCCUUGUUCCACGCUACGCGCCCUGCCUUGGUCAACGUCGGCGAUGCUGUGCCCAACGUCGACCUGGUCGAAAACUCGCCCGGAAACAAGGUCAACCUGGCCCAGGAGUUGAGUGGAAAGGGUGUUAUUGUCGGAGUCCCCGCGGCUUUCACUUUUCUUUCCCCAGGCCCCGCAUGCUCCAGCUCCCACAUCCCCGGAUAUAUCAACCACCCCAAGCUCAAGGAUGCCGGCAAUGUGUUUGUCGUCUCGGUCAAUGACUCGUUUGUCAUGAAGGCGUGGGCCGCAUCGCUGGAUCCCACUGGCAAGAGCGGCAUUCGCUUCCUCGCUGACCCGGCCGGCGCCUUUACGAAAGCGCUGGACCUCGACUUCGACAGCACUACUAUUUUCGGAAACAACCGCAGCAAGCGCUACGCUCUGGUGAUUGAGGAUGGCAAGGUCAAAGAGGCCCAUGUUGAGCCAGACAACACUGGCCUGAACGUUUCCGCUGCCGACAAGGUACUUGCUUAA
Messenger RNA from Talaromyces rugulosus, 564 nucleotides. RefSeq lists its product as uncharacterized. Gene Ontology annotation, molecular function: thioredoxin peroxidase activity. Gene Ontology annotation, cellular component: cytoplasm; cytosol; mitochondrion. The coding region runs from base 1 to 564 and encodes 187 amino acids. The transcript has 4 exons. Gene Ontology annotation, biological process: cellular response to oxidative stress; hydrogen peroxide catabolic process; cell redox homeostasis. The record is from RefSeq and is a predicted model, not a curated record. NCBI's taxonomy places the organism in Eukaryota, Fungi, Ascomycota, Eurotiomycetes, Eurotiales, Trichocomaceae.